AUGGGAUGUAUAAAAUCAAAAAGGAAAGACCAUGUGAAUGACGAUGGGAUAGAUUUGAAGACUCAACCAGUACGUAAUACUGACCGAACUAUUUAUGUGAGAGACCCAACGUCCAAUAAACACCAGAGGCCAGUUCCAGAUUCACAGCUUUUACCAGGACAGAGAUUUCAAAAGAAAGACCCAGAGGAGCAAGGAGACAUUGUCAUAGCCUUAUACCCCUACGAUGGCAUUCACCAAGAUGACUUGUCUUUCAAGAAAGGAGAGAAGAUGAAAGUGCUAGAGGAGCAUGGAGAAUGGUGGAAAGCGAGAUCCCUUUCAACCAAGAGAGAAGGCUUCAUCCCCAGCAACUACGUAGCCAAAGUCAACACCUUGGAGACGGAAGAAUGGUUUUUCAAGGACAUAACCAGGAAAGAUGCAGAAAGGCAACUUCUGGCACCAGGAAACAGCCCAGGAUCUUUUCUUAUCAGGGAGAGUGAAACAUUGAAAGGAAGUUUCUCUCUGUCUGUCAGAGACUAUGAUCCUGUCCACGGUGAUGUCAUUAAGCACUACAAAAUCAGAAGCCUGGAUAAUGGGGGCUAUUACAUCUCUCCGAGAAUUACUUUUCCUUGUAUCAGUGACAUGAUCAAGCAUUACCAGAAGCAAUCAGAUGGCUUGUGCAGGAGACUGGAGAAGGCCUGCAUCAGUCCCAAACCUCAGAAGCCCUGGGACAAAGAUGCUUGGGAGAUCCCUCGUGAGUCCAUCAAGUUGGUGAAAAGACUUGGUGCCGGCCAGUUUGGGGAAGUCUGGAUGGGUUUCUACAACAACAGUACCAAGGUGGCCGUGAAGACCCUCAAGCCAGGCACCAUGUCUGUGCAGGCCUUCCUGGAAGAAGCAAACCUCAUGAAGACUCUCCAGCAUGACAAGCUGGUGCGACUGUACGCCGUCGUCACCAAGGAGGAGCCCAUCUACAUCAUCACCGAGUACAUGGCCAAGGGGAGUUUGCUGGAUUUCCUGAAGAGCGACGAAGGCGGCAAAGUACUCCUUCCCAAGCUCAUCGACUUUUCAGCUCAGAUCGCGGAGGGAAUGGCCUACAUCGAGAGGAAGAACUACAUUCACCGCGACCUGCGAGCAGCCAACGUCCUCGUGUCCGAGACUCUCAUGUGCAAAAUCGCAGACUUUGGCCUGGCGCGGGUAAUCGAAGACAACGAGUACACAGCCAGGGAAGGUGCUAAAUUCCCCAUUAAAUGGACAGCUCCAGAAGCCAUCAACUUCGGCUGCUUCACCAUCAAGUCGGAUGUGUGGUCCUUUGGGAUUCUCCUCUAUGAAAUCGUCACCUACGGGAAGAUUCCCUACCCAGGGAGAACCAAUGCAGACGUGAUGACCGCCCUGUCCCAGGGUUACCGCAUGCCCAGGAUGGAAAACUGCCCAGAUGAGCUAUACGACAUCAUGAAGAUGUGCUGGAAAGAGAAGGCGGAGGAGCGGCCCACCUUCGACUACCUGCAGAGCGUCCUGGACGAUUUCUACACGGCCACCGAGGGCCAGUACCAACAGCAACCUUAGCAGCGGGCCUGGUGGACUCAGGGACAGUUGUCACCUUGGAACAGGAAAGUUGGCAUGCAUAAGUCACACCAGCUGGCCCAUGUGCUGGCCUCAGCAGCUUGCCCUGCUGAAAGAUGGGGGGGCCUCGUGGAACUGGGUCUCUGCCCCUGCCCGCUUGGUGGCCACCGUGUGCAGCUGGCCAGCUUGCUUCACCAGACCCCACCAAGGUCGAGGCCCCUCCAGUCCCCUGCCCUGGCCUGACUCGAGUUUGCACCGAAACUCAAGUCCAGAUCCUGAAGUCUUUCACUCCAUCCCUGCUGAAGACUCUCAUGUAUGAAGCUCAGACGCUCGCCUGGACACUUGUUUGAUUUUUUUCUCUCUGCUUUCGCUGAUUUCUUUAAAAAUUACUAACCCGACCCGUUAGAGCUUGCAGGUAAAGUCAGAUGCUUAAAUAAACCAAAGCCAUCCCAAAGUGUCUUGACCAGAUUGUAGUCUCAGAUGGUCCUCGAAUUCGAAUAAAAUAUAUUUUCAUCCAUGAAUCCAGCUCAGACGUCCUCCUGCUAGCCUGUGAAAUGCCAACUAGUGCCCAGCCUGUCAAGAGACCCACAGAGAGUCUCUCACAGAGAGACUCAUGAACUGGGACCCUUAGGAAGAAUAUCUUCCAAGGGUCCAGAUUCUCAGUUUCACAAUUUUUUUCUC
Molecule: messenger RNA, 2217 nt
Organism: Suncus etruscus (white-toothed pygmy shrew)
Lineage: Eukaryota; Metazoa; Chordata; Mammalia; Eulipotyphla; Soricidae
Gene: LYN
Product: LYN proto-oncogene, Src family tyrosine kinase
Exons: 12
Coding region: 1-1539 (512 amino acids)
Biological process (GO): protein phosphorylation; innate immune response; cell surface receptor protein tyrosine kinase signaling pathway
Cellular component (GO): extrinsic component of cytoplasmic side of plasma membrane
Molecular function (GO): non-membrane spanning protein tyrosine kinase activity; signaling receptor binding; ATP binding
Source: RefSeq, a predicted model, not a curated record